AAGCAAGUAACCAAGAGAGUCAAUUCCUGGAUGACGGAUGUGUCCUGUUGUUCCCACUGAACCUCCAAUCCCGUCUCCCUCUCUCCUGCCUGAAGGUCUUUCUGCUUUUCCCUCCAGACAGACAGCGCGAUGAGCCGCGGGACACGCAGAGGGACACACGCCGCCUUUGAUGCUCAUGCAAGAAGUUAAAUCGAGAGAAAACCUGAAACCGAAAUGAGGCGCGUUGAAAAUCAGUUUGGAUUAUGAGGAAAUGACCUGAGCUGCGAACAACAGGAGAUGACGGUGAUGAUGGAGAGAAUCGGGACUAUUCGGCUUUACCUCAUGAAAUGGAUUUGCCUGCGGUGGGCUUGGGUUUGUGUGGCUGCCUGUGGUGGUAAGGUGGAGUUACACACAGAGAGGAGAGGAGUGAUUUACAGCCCAUUAUGGCCCCUCAAUUACCCGGCCGGAGUCAACUGCAGCUGGAAUAUACAGGGCAGCCGUGGAGAUGUGAUCACAAUCAGUUUUCACAGUUUUGACCUGGAGGACACGGGGGAUUGCAGGGGGGACUGGCUGCUGCUCGGCCCUACAUGGAAAGCUGAGUAUCGCCUCUGUGGGUCUGUUCUUCCUCCUCCCUUCAUCUCCUCCAGAGGACGAGUCUGGGUUUACUUCCACUCUCACUCCAACAGCUCCGGUCAGGCACAGGGCUUUAGAAUGUCCUACAUACGAGGUCGUCUGGGUCAGAGUAGCUGUGAGAAUGAUGAAUAUUUAUGUGGAAACGGCAAGUGUGUUCCACGUUCAUGGCGCUGUAAUGGAUUGGAUGAAUGUGGAGAUAAUACAGAUGAAAGGAGCUGUGUCGCCCCACCAACACCCGCCCGGGUGAGCCUGUGUCCAGCGGGUACCUUACAAUGCUCGGAUGUCCAGUCUACCCGUUGCCUACCAGGGUCUUUGCGCUGUAAUGGAGCCCGGGACUGUCCUGACGGAUCCGACGAGGCCCGCUGCCCUGACACGUCCUGUGGAAAACGCUUGGUCAACUUCUACGGGACAUUUGCUUCACCUGAUUUCUUCCGUCCGAACAGGAGCACCGGCACAGAUCUUCACUGCACGUGGUUCCUGGACACAAAAGACCCGAAGCCGCUGGUGCUGCAGGUUGAUCUACAGCUGGGUGUUGGAGACUCUGUGCGGGUUUAUGAUGGUUUGGGAGAGCAGGCAGAACGGCUGCUGCAGAGCCUUUCUCACCAUAAUAACCACAGACGAGCCCUGCUGGAGUCUUCCCAGGGCCAGAUGAGCAUCUUCUACCAUGCUAAACCACACAGCCCUGGACAUGGAUUCAAUGCCACAUAUCAGGUGAAGGGCUACUGUUUUCCCGGGGAGCAUCCGUGUGGCACAGAUGAGGGCUGCUACUCUGAUCUGCAGCGCUGUGACGGAUACUGGCAUUGUCCUGGUGGUCGAGAUGAGGAGGCCUGCCCGCUGUGCCAGCCGGGUGAGUACCCCUGCGAGGGCGGCAGCGGGGCAUGUUACUCCGCUUCUGAGAGGUGUAACAAUCAGAAGAAGUGUCCCGACGGCUCCGAUGAGAAGAACUGCUUUGACUGCCAGCCUGGAAACUUCCACUGCGGAACCAACCUGUGCAUCUUUGAGACGUGGCGCUGCGACGGGCAGGAGGACUGUAUGGACGGCAGUGAUGAAAGAGACUGUCUGGCGUCUGUGCCCAGGAAGGUGAUCACAGCGGCUCUGAUUGGCAGUUUGGUCUGUGGGCUGCUGCUGGUCAUUGCACUGGGUUGUGCCUUUAAACUCUACUCGCUCAGGACAAGAGAGUACAGAGCUUUUGAAACCCAGAUGACCAGGCUAGAGGCGGAGUUUGUUCAGAGGGAAGCUCCGCCCUCAUAUGGUCAGCUGAUUGCUCAAGGUCUCAUUCCUCCAGUGGACGACUUCCCAGUCUACAACCCCACACAGGCGUCUGUUCUGCAGAAUCUCCGUUCGGCUAUGCGGAGACAGAUUCGCCGUCACUCAUCCCGUCGCUCCUCUUCACGCCGUCGGCUUGGACGCCUGUGGAAUCGACUGUUUCACCGCGGCUCUCGAGUACGGGGUCAAAUCCCUCUCCUCACACCUCCAGGUCACACACAUGCAAACACACACCCCGAGCUGAGCCUCCACAGCUACAACACAGCAGACAACAGUGUUCGAGAGUCACCAGAGACAACGGGACAGACUCCGCCGUCAUGUUCUGCGGUGGCGCUGGGUUUGGCAUUACAAGCCCACAAUGAGGCCUUAUGCCUGCCUGACAGAGAGUCUCCAGCGUCUCCUCUCUCUCUGCCCUCACCAAACUCACUCCACUCCACCUCUGACACCCUGGAGGACGAAGAUGACGAAGACGACAGGAGUUCAGCUGGAAAACAGGGCAUUUCAGCAAAACAUAAAGACGCUGACAGUCCUCCUGGACCCUCGGAAAGGCCCAAACGCAGCACAAGCGGCUCAAGGUCAUCAAGACGGCUGGUGCAGGAACUGGCUGCGGAGCUCAGAGGAGUCUCUCUCCUACGCUACACGUCUGUGGGCAUUUCUCCUCUUUCUUCCCCAGAGUCGCCCACGUCCUCCAGCGGUCAGUCUGAGGAGCAGAGAAGCUGUCCUGCUUUCAGAAAAGCACACAAGAACUCGCUCGCUGAUGAUCGUGGACACAGCAGGGAAUCUUCAGGUGUGGAAGAUGUUCCCGGUGACUCGAUCAGGCUCUGCAGACUCACAGCUAGCGAGGAAGAGGAGGAUGAUGAUGCUCUGUUAGUGCACUGAGAAGCCUUUAUCACCUUCCCUGUUUUGUGCCAACACAGUGAGCCAUAGCAGGUUCAGCCAACAGCCUUCCAUCCAGAGUCAGGAGUUCUGUUCACAUGUUCAGCUAUCUGUCUUUUUAAGUGUACUUGGCUCAGUGUGUACAGAAAUAUUUGAAGUAUUUAUUUAGUACCUUUUAAGCAUCGCAUCACUUUUGUUUGUCUUUUGGGUUUAUUUUUGGAGAAUGUCAGAACACUGAGGCUGAAUGAAGCUAGAGUUUUAAAAGGCAAAUUAUUGAUUCAGACAGACUGAGAUUGAUCUUUUAAAGGUCAUGUACACAAAAGUUCAAAAGUCUGGGGUUAAAACGAUUCUUAUUUUCAUGAAGCUUUUUUUUCACUGGUAAGGAUGCAUUGCAUUGAUUUAAAAGAGUGACUGUAGAGAAUUCGGAACCUUUUUUCAUGAAAAUAUUGAACGAAAAAAUUAAUUAAUAAUGGUUCUUGAGCAUCAAGUCAUUAUAUUACCUCGGCUUCAAAUAAAUAAUGACUGUGCACUCAUAUUAGUUGCGAAUGGCAGAAAUUGCAGCAUGCAAGAUGGUGUAACAGUCCCACUUUCUAAAUAAUUCAUCAUAAGCUUGGUGAAUUGCUUUGAAGUUUCAGCUGUUUUUGCAUAACUGAAACAGUCGACGGAGAGACGUCUCAAAAAUGGCCAAUGAACAAAACUACUUGUCUUCACCCUUCAUUUGUUUCAAGACAAAAGCAGAUAUUUUGAAGAAAGAUGGAAACCUGUAACUAUUGUCUUCCAUAAU
Molecule: messenger RNA, 3538 nt
Organism: Danio aesculapii
Lineage: Eukaryota; Metazoa; Chordata; Actinopteri; Cypriniformes; Danionidae
Gene: lrp3
Product: low density lipoprotein receptor-related protein 3
Exons: 8
Coding region: 277-2757 (826 amino acids)
Cellular component (GO): plasma membrane
Molecular function (GO): protein binding
Source: RefSeq, a predicted model, not a curated record